GCGGUACUUACGGUCAGACUCUUAAUCUGACGCAGUGCAUCCUGACGCUCAGCAUCCUUCAGGGCGCAGCAUCCCACAACGGCCUGGACCGGACCAGACAAGAGGACCCCACGUACUGUAGAGAUGUAGACAUCCACAUUAUAUCAGCUAAACGAAGGACCGACGACAUCUAGCAGCUAUUGUUUAUUCCACGGCUGUUAUCCGGAUCGCAGCGCGCCCAACCCUCAAAAUGGCUGAAAUCACUGAAAUAAGCGCAGUGUACGAUAUGUCCCCAGUGCUGGCGGGGUUUAUCGGUGCUGGUGUGUUGGUUGUUGCAGUCUUUGCGUUAAUCUUUGUGUGGACUUGGUGUCAGAAACAUUACAACAGGAGGAACUACAAGCUCCAUGGCAUCCAAUCGGAACACAGUGACCCUCUCACAGACCCGCCAUACAAGUUUAUUCACAUGCUGAAAGGAAUGAGCAUCUACCCUGACACGCUGACCAACAGCAAGAGGAUCAUUAGGGUGGCACGCCAGGCAAGGUCCCAGACCACUGAUGGGGCUCAAGGCAGCAAGGGCCGCCCAGUGGUGCUGGUAGAUAUGGAUUCGGCAGCAGAAAGCGGCCUGCUGGGAGAAAAACAAAUGCAGAUGAGGCUCGGGGAAAGUGGCCACGAGGUUCCCAGCUUGGAGAGGGAGCUUCCCGUGCGUGCGGAUUACUGCUGUCUGGACAGUAGCUCUGCAAGCAGCAGUCAGACCUCCAGUACUACAGUUUCCAGCACGGCUACACCCUUCACCCCUCCCGAUGAGCCCAGCAGGGGGGACCUCAGCAUUGCAAUCGACUAUAAUUUCCCCAAGAAGGCCUUGGUGGUCACCAUCCUGGAAGCUCGGGGGCUACCGGCAGUGGAAGGCCAGGUGGGCAGCGCAGACCCCUAUGUAAAGAUGACCAUUCUCCCAGAGAAGAAACAUCGUGUUAAGACUCGUGUUCUGAGGAAGACUCUGGAGCCUGCUUUCGAUGAGACCUUCACAUUUUAUGGUGUGCCGUACAGCUCCCUGUCGGAUCUCACUUUGCACUUCCUGGUGCUGAGCUUUGACCGGUUCUCACGAGACGAUGUGAUUGGGGAGGCGAUGGUUCCACUGGCAGGUGUGGACCCGAGUACAGGCCGGGUCCAUAUUACGCAACAGAUCACGAAGAGAAGUAUGCAGUGUGUAAGCCGUGGAGAGCUGCUGGUCUCUCUGUCCUAUCAACCUGUUUCUCACAGACUCAGCGUGGUGGUGUUAAAGGCAAAACACCUUCCAAAACUGGACAUCACUGGGCAAUCUGGAAAUCCAUAUGUGAAGUUAAACGUGUUCUAUGGCCACAAGCGCAUCGCCAAAAAGAAAACGCAUGUGAAGAAGAGCACGCUCAACCCCGUCUUUAAUGAAUCCUUCAUCUAUGAUGUACCGGCUGAGUUGCUGCCAGACAUCUCUAUCGAGUUCCUGGUCAUGGACUUCGACCGCACUACUAAAAACCAGGCCUUGGGACGGCUGGUGCUCGGCGCAAACAGCCCCUGCCCCUCGGGUGCCACCCACUGGCAGGAGGUCUGCCAAAACCCACGGCGCCAAAUCUCAAAGUGGCACACACUCAAUGAAUAUUAGAGCUUCACCACACUCUCUCCCUGCACACACUCAAACACAGGCACACAGGAAACGUUUAAUAACAAGAGACAGAGAGAGUUUGGGAAAAUAUGCCUUUGUUACCGUCACAUGGAAGGUAACUGAUCUUCAGGAGGACUUAAAAAAAAAGACUUAAGCCAACGUUUACAUCAUUGCUGAUGUGAUGAUGGGCCUCGGAAAUGAAUCUUUUAAAAAAAAAAAAAAAAAAGUACACGCUUACUUUCUCGCUCAGUUGCUCACACACACACACACACACGGCCAGAACAUAAACAUACAUGAUAAAUAAUAAACGAGACCAAAAUAUUGAAAGACUGUUAGGAGUUUAUGAGGUUUAGGAUUCUGUAAUUGUCAUAAUGAAACUUAUCGCAUGUCUUAACACUCCAUGUUUCACUCCAGAAGGGGACAUUAUGUGGAUUUGUGAUGCCGACACACAUUAAACAAGCUCUUUUUUUUAGGCAUCUGAUUUUUGGAACUUACAUCAAGGGGAGCUUGUGAUAAGUGGCUUCUGAUAUGUACUAAUUCUCCUCUGUAUGAGCAAUGCACCGAAGUGACGCAUAGGUUGUAUGAUCUAGGCUAAAGUAUGAUUUGUUCUGUUCCGCUUUGGCUGGAGAGAUUCCUGCUGUGUCACAUUCUCCACAGCUACAAGUUGAGUCAUGUGAUUGUACAACAAUAACCCCUUUGGCAGCACUCUGGGCCUGAUUUAUUGCUAGUGCAACAAUUUCAUCACGCACUUUGGAUAAAUCUGGCCCUGAAAACCUUAAUCUGCACUGCUAUGCUACAAACAAUCUCUGAAUGUCACUGUCUGUAUGAAUUUCAUACAUCAGAGCUUCAAUUCACCAUAAAACAGAGGUUCACUGUUUCGUAGACUUUACUAGCCCAUGUCAUCAGAUGCUCUUUUUUAAGGUGGAUUGGAUCCGCUGUCAUUUUAAAUCCUGUGUGAUAUAGAGAUAGACAAAGAGGUGUGUUCGUAGUUCAGAGCUGGAAAGCUUUGGCAUAUUAAGGGGGCAUUCUGAGCCCUCUGGUGUUAUGUUUGGGAAAUGGAAAGAUAUGUAGCGGUAUAUCAUUUGUAGUUCAUAAAGUCAAGAGGGAAUGUAUUCAUGUAAUUCUAUCAGUAACAACACGUCUUAGUCUAUUCUUCUAGCAUACCUCGUUCACCUCAGUUCCCCUUUUUGUCUUAUACCACUUUUCCACAUCUCUCUUUUAUGAUGAGAAUUGGUAUAGUCAUUUAUUUGAUUUAGAGUGGGCUUACCCUCAAGAUCUAGAUGGAUUGCAUGUGUGCCUGCUGAUAGCCUGGGCUUUUAUCUCUGAUUGGUGCUCCUCACAGUUAAUUUAACAAGCCGGAGGUCUAAAUCUGUCUGUGUUUCACAUGGAGGCAGAAUUAAGGUUGGGAAUCGAGAAUCAGAAAUGAUUCCAUUAGAGAAUUACUGGAACCAAAUGACGUUCGACUCCAUUAACAAUUCUCGCACAUGCAUUUUUUCGCUGAUGCAGACAAAACAUUGUAUUAAAAAACUGUUUCCUUUUUUCUCAGUUUCCUGCACAAUUUAUUCAGCAGUGCCACAAAACACUAUUGAAUCUACAGCGUUAAACAGAUAGCAAGCCCAGUGUAGUCCAAUUACAGAACAAAUUACUCACGAUCAAUUUAUUUUUAGUGAACUGAAACCAUACAGUGCAACCAGUGUAGUAUGAUUCCUGAACGAACGACUCUAAU
Molecule: messenger RNA, 3338 nt
Organism: Rhinichthys klamathensis goyatoka
Lineage: Eukaryota; Metazoa; Chordata; Actinopteri; Cypriniformes; Leuciscidae
Gene: syt11b
Product: synaptotagmin XIb
Exons: 4
Coding region: 230-1612 (460 amino acids)
Biological process (GO): vesicle fusion; cellular response to calcium ion; regulation of dopamine secretion
Cellular component (GO): axon; membrane; synapse
Molecular function (GO): phosphatidylserine binding; clathrin binding; calcium ion binding
Source: RefSeq, a predicted model, not a curated record